UUAAGUGACUGUGGACAGUAGCAGACCACUAUCGGGCUAGAUAGGUUUUGGCGGUCAUCCGAUAUGGCGUCUCGUAUGAUGGCAGCGUUCAAACUUUUAACGGUGGGCGUGGUCAUAGGGAUGGCACUCGCCGACCAAUCGAGUCGGAGCCUCGAGCAAAUCGAGGACGGGGAUGGACAGAGAGAGAUAGCUACCCCCGAGGUGGUGUUACAACUGAAGUAUGAUAGAGGGGAACUGAAUAGGAUAUAUCUGGCUCAGUUCCGAAAAGGGAACGGGGUCUGGACGCCGUCAGUGAGCGCCCGGAACAACCUUUGUGCGGACCUGUGUCACGCAGGGCUGGGAGGCUCCGCCUGCGGCCCGACCUGCCAAGACCUGAUGCCGGUAGGCCUGCAGACGGCCCUGAGCGGCGCCAACGAAACGGAGGCCACGUACGGGGAGCCCCGGGUCGAGGUGUGCCCUGCCCUGUGUGACAACAUGCUAGGUUAG
This is a messenger RNA of Ostrinia nubilalis (European corn borer), 486 nucleotides long. RefSeq lists its product as uncharacterized. Lineage: Eukaryota; Metazoa; Arthropoda; Insecta; Lepidoptera; Crambidae. The record is from RefSeq and is a predicted model, not a curated record. The transcript is spliced from 3 exons. Bases 64 to 486 code for a protein of 140 amino acids.